AUGACGCGGUUUUAUUAUCUUUUGUGCCUUUUCGCUUUGAGCAGCAACAUUGUAUCCGCUUCGUUCACGCAUUUGCGUUCAUUGGAUUUGUCACAAUUGCAACAACAACAGCAGCAACAACAAGAACAAGACUCACGUGAACAAUCGACGGAUUCAUCAGAUAUCGGAAAUGAAAUUGGCGCUUCAAUAACCUCAUCCGAAGAUUACGAUAGCCACCCACAGUAUAGUUUUGCAUAUGAUGUAAGGGAUACACUGACCGGAGAUGAAAAACAACAAGAAGAGAAACGUGACGGUGAUGUUGUGCAAGGCCAGUAUUCACUUGUUGAACCCGAUGGCACACGUCGCAUAGUCGAUUACACUGCUGAUGAUAUAAAUGGUUUUAAUGCUAUUGUCUCGAAACAACUGAUUGAUGCGCGUUUGCGUACAGCGAUCGGUGCUGCAAGCGGCACUUCAUCAUCAUCCCGGUACAACAGCGUCGAAGCAUUGCAAUCUCAAAUAACUUCACAAUCAAUAGCCGAAGCUCAAGCACAAAGCAAUGCCUACGCUGAAGCGCAAGCACUGGCCGAAGCUCAGUUGCAAGCUCAAGCCAAAGCACAUGCUGAAACAAUGGCACAAGUACAAUCCCAAGCUGAGAGUCAAGCACGCGCACAAGCCGAAGCACAAGCACGCGUACAAGCACAACAACUAAUGGAGCAAUUCCAACAACAAUACAAACAACAACAGGAACAACAACAGCAGCAGCAACAACAGCAACAACAAUUGCAGCAAUUACAACGCAGCCAACAGCAAUUAUUGCGUACACAAACACAACAAUCACAGGAACGUCUCAGCAAUGAACAAGCUCUGCUAUUAGCACAAUCAUUGCCCAGCAAAACAUUGGGUCAUAGUGUACAUGCCACAGUCGUCUCGCAUCCACCAACACUCUUAGCUCGUCAAACUACCGGUACUGUUUUCACACAGGCUCAUGAUCUAUCUGCGCUGAAGGAAUUGCGCGAUAGUGGCUCUGCACGUAUUACCACCAUUGAACGUACCGCUCAACCACAGCUCGUACUCACACAACCCGCCAGUGCCACAGUUCAAGCACAAGUUAUACAUUCACCUUUAUUGCUAGAGGCUGCUGCUGGCUUGGGUAGUCUUCGCGGCUCAGUGAUCUCAACGAAAAUUGCUAAUGGCUUACGAGGCAAUGGCAUCCUUCUAGCUGGUGCAGGUCGUCUUACCGCAUUGCCUACGUCCACCGAAAUUUUGGGUGAUUAUGACAGUAUCGAAAGUACAUUGUCACGUCAGAGCAAUUUAAGAUUACUAUCAAAUGGUAACGGAAAUGGUAACGGAAAUGGUAAUGGCAACGGCAAUGGCAACGGCAAUGGUAAUGGUAACGGUAAUAAUGGCAAUAACGGCAACGGUAACGGUAACGGAAACGGUUACACCUACGAAGUAAGCAAUGGCAACUCAGACAGUCGCAAUGGCAACGAUAGAAACGGAUUAAGAAAUGGCAAUCGUCGUCUACAACAGCAAUGGUAAGCUGAACUUCCUAAGCAACCCAGUUUGUUUACCCACCAAACAAAAUGUUAGAAAGGACGAAAGCUUACAACGAAAACCUUAGUUAUAAGUUAGAAUUCUAGCGAUGCUAGGCACUAUGGCAACGAAACACAGCUAAUCGUAUAAAGGACAACGAAUUUACGAAUUAACGAAUUCACGAAUUUACAUAAAAAUUAGAAACAUUAAUUAAUUAGAAUUUUUAUUUAACGAAAAACUAAUAUAACAGAUAGGAAUCAACUAACAUAUUUUAGUACUAACAAGCAAUUAUACAUAUUACUCAGUUAUAUUAACAAGGAUAUCAGCUAACUACACUAACUACAAUAACUUGGGGAUUUCGGGGUUUUAAUAUUAGUAGAGUUCUGUUUUUUGUGAUCAUUUUCCAAGCCUCAGUUGAAGUCUUCGUACAUUUGCGAAGUGCAAUUCCGGAAGAUGUGUAUUUUACGCUUAGACUCAUUUACAUCAACUCACAAACUAACACAGCUACAUCCAUACACUAACACAAACAAACAAACAUUUUGCUUAUGUUUUAUUUUAAUUUAUUCGAUUUUUUUUUUUUUGUAUUUUACUAACAAAUUAUUUUGUUAAAAGUUUCAGUAUAUUUUCGUAGUAAGAGUUUUGUUUAUUUAUAUAUACUUGCAUUUAUGUAAAAACCAAAAUAUUCAAAGUAUUUAAGAAAUAAAGCAAAUGAAGUU
Molecule: messenger RNA, 2228 nt
Organism: Teleopsis dalmanni
Lineage: Eukaryota; Metazoa; Arthropoda; Insecta; Diptera; Diopsidae
Product: protein kinase 4
Exons: 3
Coding region: 1-1518 (505 amino acids)
Cellular component (GO): extracellular matrix
Source: RefSeq, a predicted model, not a curated record